AUGUCGGCGCGAUUCCCGGACCGAUCAGACCAAAAGCGCAGCCGGUCGCGAUCGCCACCCUGGCGUCAACCCCGUCGAGACGACAGAGAUUGGCGCGAUCGAAAAGACUCGGAUCGGGAAUGGAACAAUCAAAGAUCGGGCCCUUCACAACAGCCUCGCAAUAUGCGCGAUCAAGUCCGGCUCAACCUGAUCCAGGAAGACCAGCAAGAGCGCGAGUGGGUCGCGCAGGAGGAUGUGUUCGUGUUGAAACAAGCCAAAAAGAAGGCAGAGAUUCGGGUCAAAGAAGGGCGUGCAAAGCCUAUCGACUGGCUUACAGUUACUCUCCGUGUCAUUGAUCCUACGCGCGAUCCCUUGGAUGAUGAGAUUGCAGACUCCGAUCUAGACGUUGUGGACCCAGACGGGGUAUUCGAGGGACUAUCGCAAAGCCAACUACGGGAUUUGGAGAAGGAUAUUGAUACAUUUUUGAAUCUGGAGACGAAUGCGAAGAACCGUGAUUUUUGGCAGACCAUGAAAAUUAUCUGUCGAGAUCGUCAAAAGACUGCUACUCCAGAGGGUCGCGUGUUGAACUCUGUAGCUGCCGAUAUCAACAAAUUGCUCAGUCCGAAGACUUACGAACAACUCCAAAAUCUUGAAGUACAAGUGAAACGAAAGCUGAACUCGAACGAGCCGAUUGACACAGACUACUGGGAAGAGCUGCUGCGCAGCCUGUCGGUUUGGAAGGCCAGGGCUAGUCUGAAGAAAGUCUACCAGGCCAUUAUCGAUGAGCGUGUUCGGGAUUUAAGGAAACAGCAAAGAGUGGAAGCUGAAUCAAUUCGGGAAAAACUAGCACCUCUCGCUCCAAUCGGCAUUGCAGAAGAGAAUCCUGCUGAAUUUGAAGGCCUUGACCCAGAGCCACUGCUUCAGGUUCUCCCGGAGGACAAAGGUCUUGAAAUCAUGGACGAAUCUGCAUUCCUUAACCAAGUGGCACGAGAACGGCAGAAAAUCAUCCGUAUGGGCUUUGUACCACUACGACAGCGAGCUGCUGAAAGAUCCUCCGCGGUUGUGUCGAGGCAGCCAUCCAGCAAUGCCCCCGCGGCCUCUGUAUCCACACGGUUCUCCACUAUCCCGAACGAAGACUUCUCACAAGCGACCAAGGCGCUAUAUGAAAGGGAGCUGGCCAAGGGUGUCAGUGAGAACGAGGAAAUCUUCACCGGUGAAGAGGCUGUGAACACGGGCUCGCAGCCUCAAUGGGCCGGCAAGCAUCGGCCUCGAAAGCCACGGUACUUCAAUCGAGUUCAAAUGGGGUACGAAUGGAAUAAAUACAACCAAACGCACUAUGACCAUGACAACCCGCCACCCAAGGUUGUACAAGGUUACAAAUUUAACAUCUUCUACCCCGACUUGAUCGACAAGACCAAAGCUCCUACGUACCGCAUUGAGCGAGAGAACGGUCGCAAGCGUGGCGAGUCAUCCGCCGAAGCGGGCGAGGAAGACACCUGUCUCAUUCGGUUUGUGGCUGGACCGCCGUACGAAGACCUUGCUUUCCGAAUUGUCGACAAAGAAUGGGAUUAUAGUGCCAAACGAGAGAGGGGCUUCAAGAGUACAUUUGACAAGGGAAUCCUUCAACUUCAUUUCCAGUUCAAACGAAUCUAUUACCGAAAGUAA
Molecule: messenger RNA, 1644 nt
Organism: Penicillium paradoxum
Lineage: Eukaryota; Fungi; Ascomycota; Eurotiomycetes; Eurotiales; Aspergillaceae
Product: splicing factor cactin
Exons: 5
Coding region: 1-1644 (547 amino acids)
Biological process (GO): mRNA cis splicing, via spliceosome
Cellular component (GO): spliceosomal complex; cytoplasm
Molecular function (GO): protein binding
Source: RefSeq, a predicted model, not a curated record